This is a messenger RNA of Helobdella robusta, 1962 nucleotides long. RefSeq lists its product as hypothetical. NCBI's taxonomy places the organism in Eukaryota, Metazoa, Annelida, Clitellata, Rhynchobdellida, Glossiphoniidae. Bases 1 to 1962 code for a protein of 653 amino acids. The record is from RefSeq and is a predicted model, not a curated record. Gene Ontology annotation, molecular function: chitin binding. The transcript is spliced from 9 exons.
AUGAUCUCCUUGCUGGAAGCAUUUGAUGAGACCUUAACCGCAAGGGCAAGUGGUCCUGUAGUGGUUGAAGCAGUGUGUAGGAAGAUAGAAUCGGCAUGCGUCUUUCCUGAUGACAAGAUGAUGUUGAGGAGGAUUGCUUACGUUGAAACUAACGAUGGACUUGAUGGCGGUACGUACGCCCCUGGCAAUUUUGGAGGAAUCUGGAAGUUAACAAAAUCAUUGAGUUCUGCUCUUUACUCUAGUAUUUAUGGAGCGUUUAAAAUUGAUUGGAAAACUGUUUCCUACAGUGAGUUAUCGAAACCGUUUUAUUCCGGAUUAGCGGCUCGAAUAUUUCUUUCUUUGCUAUCCAACAAUCUUCCAAGAUCAGUGAUAGAUCAGGCUAUAUUCUGGAGUCAGAACUAUCGGACUAACGGACAUUUAUCAACUUAUAUGAAUAAAGUUAAUAAUUUGAAUACAGGAUGCAAAAAUGGAAUAGCUGAUAUCGUGCUUGCAAUCGACGGAUCUGGGAGUAUUGGUAUCUUCGACUUCAACGUUAUAAAGAGUUUCUUGAAAAAUUUUACUAGUUCCCUGAAUAUAGGAUCGGAUCCUAGCUCCCAUUCAAGAAUAUCUGUGGUUCAAUUUUCAGAUCACGUACAACUUGAGUUUGAUUUGGAUGAACACUCCACACUCCAUGAUUACGAAAGAGCUAUUGAUAACAUUAACUAUCUAGAUAUGAAUACGCAUACUCACCUCGCUUUAGAAUAUUUGACAACUAAGUCAUUUGUACCAAGUGCCGGAGCGCGGUCAGCUGGGGUUCCUAAAAUCGCAAUUGUAAUAACUGAUGGAGCUUCCAACUUUUACAACUUAACACUUGAUAAGGCUGCAGAGUUGCACCAAGAAGACAUAACUGUCAUCGCAGUUGGAGUCGGCGCUAGCGUCAAUAGAGAAGAGCUAACUGCCAUUGCAACAGAGCCGAGUUGCAGGAAUGUCUUCUAUCUGGAUGGCUAUUUUGAUUUGCAGGAGUUGAAAGAUACAAUCGAAAAGAAAACAUGCGAAGCCCCAAUUUACGUGUCAGACACUCCACUGAACUUUACUCUUUACGCGAACGAGACUAGGAACUGCAAAUUAACCGUCACAAAAAGUGGUCUAACAGUAGAGAUCGUUGGAGGUGAUGGUACAGUGUACUUCUCAAAUGACACUUACCCAACUUCGGCGUUCUACGAAAUCAGUGUGCACAUAACAACAUUCACACCUGCUGUCGUGUAUUUUCCUGGCUUUGUUUAUUCUCAUGAAAGAUAUGUCUUUUGCCGAAUCGAAAGUCACACCAAUAACAAAACCAUUUAUGAAAUUGAAACUGUGAACAACAAAACUGACAGUUGUGAUCCAAACCCUUGCCGAAUAAACCAAAAGUGCGUUCCAAGAAAACAUUUUUCAUAUGAAUGCGUUGACGAGUAUGGGAAAACUAAGCCGACAACAACGAUUUACGAAUUUAGCAGAACACCGAGGACAACUAGAUCAACUACAUUUCCGGAAUUAACUAGGACGCGAAAAACCCCUCCAACAGUGAAGCCAUCGACGCCGUUUUUGGGGUUUACUGAAAUUCCAACAACAGCCCCACCUGUUCUUACAGCAUUUAUAAAAUUCUCAAAUACGUCAAGAACAGUUUCAAGAAUAAUGACGACUCCCUCUUUCGAGUUUACUAGACCUCCAAAAUUGACUACAACCCAAACUUCAGCAGUUUCUACGUUGAGAAAAUUAACGACAACUGAUCAUUCAGUGGAAUCAUCUAAAUACAGCUGCGUUAAAAAUAAUCCUUGCACAGAGGAAAACGCUUCUAAAAGAAAAUUUUACUUCCCUCAUGAUGACCCUUCCAAAUUUGUGCAGUGCAGUCAGUGGGGCCAGUGCUUUGAGAUGUCCUGUCCUGCAAGUCUUAUUUGGCACGCUACGUACAACACGUGCAUUCGAUCCAGAGCCAUGAUAUAA